Molecule: messenger RNA, 1105 nt
Organism: Solanum lycopersicum (tomato)
Lineage: Eukaryota; Viridiplantae; Streptophyta; Magnoliopsida; Solanales; Solanaceae
Source: RefSeq, a predicted model, not a curated record
UCUACUGUCUUACUAUACCUUUAUUCAAUUUCAUUCACUAAAGUUUCCAUUUUUCUAAAAUGGGCUGCUGUUUUAGCUCCACCAGAAAACGCCACCGCAUGUCGCCGCCGUGUUCCGCCGUGAACGGCCGAGAUCCACCACCAUCGGAGGAAGAAACUGUCAAAGAAGUUCUUUCUGAAACACCCAUUCCCAAACCCCACCACCCCUCACCACCAGAAGUCCUAAUCGACGACAAAGUAGCUGACUUUCCUCAAGUCAAAAUUGAAUCGACGGCUGUCGUUAAACCCAGAGAUGAAAUCAAGUUUGAAUCAGCUGUUGUUAAACCCAGAGAGGAAAUGAAGUUUGAAUCUACGGUUGUGAUGAAACCGGAAGUAUCUGAAGAGCCUUCGGAGAUGUGUAGCUUUACUGAAAGCUAUUCCACGACGGCGACGGCGACGGAGAAGAGAGAGGAAGAUGGAGAAGUAACACAGAGGUCACCGAUUAGAGUACAUAGGAAGAGGCAAAACACUGGAGAUCUCAAUGGAGUUAGAGAGAGAAGUUUUCGGUCUCAGACGGGAAGAUCGGCGCCGUCGCCGGAGAAAAGAAGGUCGCCGGCUUCGUCAAGGGGAGUACAGGGGAGGGGAAUGCCGCAACAAAGGCGUAAUGUGGGACCCCCAAAUGGACCCCGACGAGGUCCCAGCGAAAAUGGGGUUCGGCGGUCAAAUUCUCCGGCGAAACGUGGAACGGUGGAUGCACGUCGGAAUGUGAGAAACAGAAGUCCGGCGGCGCGUGAAGCAGAAAAACCUGGUAAUCAAUCGCCGGCGAGAAACGCCGAGAAUGAGGUAAGUAGUAGUAAAACUGAAAAACCCAAAGAAGAAGUUUCGCCGGUAACCGGCGAAUCACUUGAAAAUCCUCUGGUUUCUAUGGAAUGCUUCAUUUUUCUAUAGGCUAAAGGAAGAAGAAGACAAAAACGUCGUCGUUUAAGACUUUAAAGAAGGUGUAUUUCACUAUUUUGGUAAACUAUGAGUUGGAAAAUUUCAAAUUUUGUAAAUAUAAGGUACUAACUUGAUAUUACUCUCAAGUGUGACAUAUUUGAUUUUUGUUCAAAAAUAAUUAUUUGUCAUGA